This is a messenger RNA of Oryctolagus cuniculus (rabbit), 3929 nucleotides long. RefSeq names its product MAP7 domain containing 2 (gene MAP7D2). Gene Ontology annotation, biological process: microtubule cytoskeleton organization. Gene Ontology annotation, cellular component: microtubule cytoskeleton. The record is from RefSeq and is a predicted model, not a curated record. NCBI's taxonomy places the organism in Eukaryota, Metazoa, Chordata, Mammalia, Lagomorpha, Leporidae.
GCGCCGCGGUGGGCUGGUGUAAGGACGGCGCUCACCGUGUGAGAGCGCUUGCGCAUGCGGGCGCGCGCGGGUCCGGUGCGGCGCGGAGAGCCGGGCAGUGCGCCUGUGCGGCCGGCGCAGCCCGAUGGAGCGCGGUGGCGGUGUUGGGUCAGGAGCCCGAGCUGAGGUGGCUGCGCGGGGCACCUUGCUCCUGGGAAGGUUGGCCGAACCCAGCGCGGUGCGAACCUCGCCUCCCAACCAACGGCCACCUGGUAUGGAUGGAUUUUUAAAAUCAGAUGAGAGACAAAGAUUAGCCAAAGAAAGACGGGAAGAAAGAGAGAAAUGUCUGGCUGCCCGGGAACAACAGAUUCUGGAGAAACAGAAAAGAGCCAAGCUCCAGUAUGAAAAACAAAUUGAGGAACGAUGGCGGAAAUUGGAAGAGCAGCGCCAGCGGGAGGAUCAGAAGAGGGCUGCUGUGGAGGAGAAGAGGAAGCAGAAGCUCCGGGAGGAGGAGGAGCGGCUGGAGGCGAUGAUGCGCCGGUCCCUGGAGCGCACACAGCAGCUGGAGCUGAAGAAGAAGUGCUCGUGGGGAACAUCCCUGGCUGCAGGGCCUGGAGGACGUGAUGGUGAAUCAGAAAAUACCCCACCCCCUCCUCUAGGCUUAGCAGCCAGCACUGCCUCUCCGGAUGCAGGGACUACUGCCACCGCUGCCGAGUCCGCCAACGCAUGUGACAAACUUUCAACAUCAACUAUGAAUUUGCCAAAGCAGACGGAGCCUCCCAUGAGUAAGCGCCUGUCUUCAUCCACUGCGGCAAUAUCCUAUUCCCCAGACCGAGCUCAUCGCAUGCACCUUAGUUCCAUGGAAAGCUUUCUUGUUAUGCGACUGUUGACACCCACACAGGCUUCUUUAGCCAGAAGCAGAAGUACACUCAUGUUCUCUGAGCAGGCCAGUGAUUCAGUGUUCCCUACCUGUCCUCGUUUAGCUCCUGCUGGCCCUUUAAAAUCUUCUUACAAAUAUUCUCCCACUCGAACAAUUGAGAAGAAGGCUGUAUAUACAUCUGGCGUUGGAGAUGCUGAGAAAGGAGCCCCCGCGGGAGCAGAGGCCUUCCCGGUGGACAAGGUGAAGAGAGGGCAACGAGUGACAACUUCGGUUCCCACCAGUGGCCAUGGAUCCCCUCUGAGAAGAUGUGACUUUCCAAAAGGAAUUUCCGAGAGGCCAUCUUCUCCUGUGAUAUCCAAGACAACUUCAAAAGCAUAUCCGCCAUCUCCAAAAACGAUGAAGCCACCAUACCUAGGGUCUCCCGUGAGAUACCGCUUUCCUGCCCUUCCCAGCCAAGAAGUGCUCAAGAAGAAAGCAGAGAAAGAGAAGAGCAACAAGGAAAGGGAAAAUGCCUUGGGUCAGCAGGUGGCUGCCCUGCACGUGGAGGAAGCCCCAGAGAAACACAUAGCAGAUAAGCAUUCCAGUGAGAAGCACGUGGCCGACAGGCGCACCAGCGAGAAACAUGUGGCUGAUAAACGUGCCAGCGAGCAGCACAUGGCUGAGAAACACAUCAGUGAGAAGCACAUAGCAGACAAGCAUGCAGGAGGAAAGGCCGAGAUUAGUACAGCCUUGGGGAAGCCCACAGCAGGCACCACUGAUGCAGGAGAGGCUGCAAAGAUCCUGGCUGAAAAACGGCGACAGGCCCGGCUGCAGAAAGAACAGGAGGAACAAGAACGACUCGAGAAGGAAGAACAAAACAGGCUGGAGAGAGAACUGAAAAGAAAGGCAGAGGAAGAAAGGCUUCGCCUAGAAGCAGCAGCCCGUAAGCUGGAAGAGGAAAAGAAGCAGCAGGAAGAAGAGAAAAGAAAGGCGGGAGAGGAAGCCAAGCGGAAGGCUGAGGAGGAGCUGCUGUUGAAAGAAAAGCAAGAACAGGAAGAACAAGAAAAAGAAAAGCAAGAAAAAGCCAUGAUUGAAAAGCAGAAAGAAGCAGCAGAAGCAAAAGCCCAGGAGGCAGCUAAGCAGUUGCGUCUGGAAAGAGAACAGAUCAUGCUGCAGAUUGAGCAGGAGCGACUGGAGAGAAAGAAGAGGAUAGAUGAAAUCAUGAAGAGAACAAGGAAGAGUGAUGUAUCUGUAGAAGUAAAGAAAGAAGAACCCAAAGUAGAGAUUCAGCCUCCUGUAUAUGUGGAAAAUAAGAUAAAACCAGUUGUCCCCAACAAAAUAGAAAUCAGUGGGUUGAACACCUGCCAGGAAGUUGAUGGCAUUGGGCACACUGCCCCAGAAACGUUUCCUCAAGACAUUUUCUCAAAUGGGAUUAAACCAGUUGGGGGACUCGUCCUUCUGGAUGCCCUUGAUGGAAAAUCAAACAGUUUAGAUGAUUCAACUGAAGAAGUUCAGUCUAUGGAUGUGAGUCCUGUUUCAAAAGAAGAACUUAUAUCCAUACCAGAGUUUUCACCAGUGAAUGAAAUGAUUCCUGGGGUGUCUCUAGACCAAAAUGGAACUGGUAAUGCCCGUGCACUUCAAGAUCUCUUAGAUUUCACUGGGCCCCCCAUGUUCCCCAAGCGAUCCAGUGAAAAUCUCAGCCUGGAUGACUGUAAUAAAAACCUUAUUGAAGGAUUUAACAGUCCUGGCCAAGAAACUACUCUGAACACCUUCUGUUGACUAAUGCAGCAUCCCUUUAAUGAAAGGUGGUGUUUGGAAGCUGUGAAGCUCCUUGUGUCAUCUGAAGAAGCUGCUAUCAUCCUUAACCUCUGGAUUCCCAGUUAUUAGAUGGGAAUGUAACUGUCUUCCUAGGUAGUAUGUCAAACACUGGCCACUCUUGGUAGAAACCCUGAGACUUCUGCCUUGUCGGGCUUUAGCAGUUUCAUUUUACAGUACUAUUUACAAGCUUCUGCUGCUGCUAAGGCACCUCCUGUACUUCUCUAUUAUGGUAGUGAUCUCUGAAUAACCUGAGUGACUCAAGCUCAGAAAUUCUCUUUAUAGCCAUGCUUCUUCCCAAAGUUGGAGCACAUAAACAUUUAGAUGUCUUUUUCCAUAAAAUAUUCUAGACAUUUGCCCAAACUCUAGUUAAAGAUAUGCUCAACUUUGGCUGUGUAUCUCCCUGUCUUUGUUUAGAAGGAGAAAUUGAGGAGCUUUCUCCCCUCCCCUAAGCUGCCUUGGCAUGGGGGUUUCUCUGUUGAAAGGUGCCAUCAAGAAGCCUUUUUUAUUAUUAAGCUUUGCCACCUGCAAAAUGCAUUGCCUCACAUUACUCUUUUGGGGGUUAAAGUAAUAAGUCUGGUUGAGUAAGGAAGUAAGCAGUAUGUAAUAAUUUCUGUUCUCUUAGGUGUAUUCUUAUAUACAUGGGCAACUGAAUCUAGCCAGAAGCCUUUCAUUUCACACCUAAAAAUCUGCAAGCUAUAGUCCCACACCAUCAAGUGGCUGUCCAACUGAGCAAAUCAUGUGUCUCAUGUGCAGGUGGCUAGUUUUCCUGUUUUUGCUAUUUAUCUAUUGGGUCUUGGGGGUUUUAACUAUUUGUUUGCUCCUGUGCUUGCUCAACUAUGAUGAAACCAGGCACAAAUGAAAAUCACAGUGCUCUGGAAGAAGACGACCUCAAUCUGUCUCAGUAUAUCACUUUGAGAGACUAUAACAUGAAGAAAAAUUGAAUAGGGAUACAAAUUAUACUAGAAUGUAUACUCUGCAAAUUCUAUGCCAUAUAAUGCUGUUUUCUAAAUUUUGUUUCUGGUGAAAUGUGACUCAGCUUAAAUGACCUUUUCUUAAUUGAAGCUUUUUUUUUUUUGACUUCUGUAGUAAAGAGUUUGGAAAGAUCUAUAGUUCUGAGGAAAGUUUGCAACCCGGAGAUAUGAAGAAGUCUCAAUAGUAAUCUUAUUCAUGUGCUCUUAAAGCCAGCUAUAGUUUAAAAUUAUAUCAGUUAUGGAAACUUGUGUAUGUCUGUGUAUGUGUAUAUACUAAAUAAAAAUACAUGUGCCUCCCUUAA